CCACACUGCGUGUACACAGGAUUAUAGUUUGAACUAUAGAUACGGUUACGUACACAGCAUUUCUACUCGGGUUUUUACUUAAACUUUUCAGAAACUCGAGAUGAAGGUCGUGUUUGCCGCCUGUCUUUUGCUGCCAUGUGUCCUAGGGCAAGUGACGCAGCUGAGCAGUAACUUUCUAGGGCCUCUGACGUCUUCUGGGGGCCAGUACAUUGUGACUCAAAUCCAAGCAGCCAACAACGACUACAAGGCCAAGGAGAGUAGCUUCCAGUCCGCUACGACAACCUGCCAAAACCUAAUUAAAACUAACCAGGAGAAAAUCUGCGUUCCAUGCAUCGUUGACAAAUGCAAAGCCAAAGCCAAGUCUUGUAACAGAGAGCUGACCUUUAGUGGUGCCAUCAAAACAAUUGGAGACCUUGGAGGAUCUGUGGCCAGUAAAGCUAAAGACGUCGUUGACAAAGUCAUUGGAGGCAUUAAAGACGUAUUUUCAGGAUGGGGGAAACGCAGAUCCCUUGCCAAGCGCGCAGAGCCCUCUUGUGGUGAAAUCGAGAGAAAUGCUGGGGAAGCCUGCAAGAAGUAUCAGGAUCAAUGCUCCUGGUGUAACGUGAAUGCAAAUAACGCUUGCCCAGGGUACUCAUCGGCUCGCGUUGCCUAUGAAAGUGCCAGAAACACCUACAGCUGGUUGGCUAAGGUGCCUACACAAAACGCCAACUACAGAGUCAAGGCAGCCUCCUACGACCAAGCCAACUUCGUUCCAACUUCCGGAAAGUGGUCCAACGUUGACGUCACAGUCGAGAUUCUCGGGAAAACUACGAACUUUCGCGUGAACCAAGCUAUCAACCCGUACGAUAGUGCUGACGGAGCAGUCGUCGCAACACAGGCUUUUGAAUGGUGGAAAAGAAACUAAAUGUGAAUUCUCCAUAAGAAUAUAAAUUACCACAUAUGAUCACAUAAACGAAACGUUUACCAGCAAAUAAGUGUACAAGCAGGUAAAUGUCAAUUUUUUAGACUACAUGUGUAUCCAAAUAGUAUCCAAGCUCAAUGGUGAAAUUCUGUUUUGACUAACGGUAAAUAUCUAUACAAACUAUGCAAGGAAAACGUCAAUACAAUAAACAGCAUUUCGCAACCGGCAA
Molecule: messenger RNA, 1130 nt
Organism: Lingula anatina
Lineage: Eukaryota; Metazoa; Brachiopoda; Lingulata; Lingulida; Lingulidae
Source: RefSeq, a predicted model, not a curated record